Molecule: messenger RNA, 1023 nt
Organism: Elaeis guineensis (African oil palm)
Lineage: Eukaryota; Viridiplantae; Streptophyta; Magnoliopsida; Arecales; Arecaceae
Source: RefSeq, a predicted model, not a curated record
UUCCUUAUUUUGCCUCAAAGUCAACAGUAAAUGCCAAUAAUUGAAGCAUGGGAUGAUCAAUUCUCUCCACUUUGCUGAAUCUCAUACCUUCCUUCAAAGAGGAAAAUGUUGCGACAAAGUUAAGAACCGAUGCAUACUUUCAUCAUACAUCCACAUGACAAAAGGGAAAAAUUAGGGAGAGGGAAUCUCCUUUCCCUUCAAAUUAAGCUGAUUUCUUACCCUUCUUGUUCCCAUAGUUCCCAAAGAUCAGUUAGCUGAAACAUGGCUGAAGCUCUUGUAAUGUCUGUGAUCGAAAAGAUGGGAUCAGAUGUCAUUGAAGAAGGGCUCAAACUUGUUUGUUCCCAACUAUUCAAAGCAGUUUCACCAUGGGAGGAGGAAGUACACAGCAAAAUUAAAUUGAUAAAGCAUGAGUUUGAACUCAUGGUAGCCUACGUAAGAUACGUGGAUACAAGGAAAGAUGUUGACAAACGAUGGGAAGCAUGGGUGAAAAUACUAAGGGACCUGGUCCACCAGCUCGAAGACAUCAUCGACGAAUAUGCUUAUCUCGUGGGAGAGCAACAUCGGCAUGGAUUCUAUGAUUCCCUCCAUAGAACUUUCAGACACUUCAAGUAUAUCAAGUCUUGGCGUGGCAUCCGAAGGAAGUUACAAGAUGUUGAGGCCAUACUUGAUGACCUCUCAAUGCAGAAAGCACGUUACGGCGUCCAAGAGGGUACAACUUACACUGAUGACUCUACUGGAAGACGUCAACACGGUAAAGAGCCUCCUUAUGCCUUCGAUGAAGAUGAGAUUGUGGGCUUUGAGACAUACAAGAGCCUACUAGUAGGAUGGCUGACUGAUGAGGAACCACUGCGCACCAUAAUUUCAGUAUGGGGAAUGGGGGGUCUGGGAAAGACCACUCUCGUCAAUGAUAUCUACAGAAGCCAAGAAGCAGUGGCUCCCACAACGAAGGGUAAAGAGAGCGCUGUUGUUCAGAUAUGGAGGUGCUUAGAGGGGAGAGGGCAGCGUUUUAUGGAGGAUCCCUAA